AUGGUGGUAUGCGGUCACCUAUGUACUGCCUUUGUACCAUGGCUGCACCAGCCAGCCCAAGAUGCCAAAACCGCGCCGCACCUCUUCCAACUACCCUUCUUCCGUCUCGCCGUCGGAGGCCGUAGCGCCGUAGCCUUAUUCUUCCUCGUAACCGGAUACGUCAACUCAAUUGGACCUAUUGGCAAGUCGCGUCAGGGAAACCAUGAUGCGGCCUUCCACGGCAUUGCACGAAGUGCACUCGCGCGCUCAGGAAGGCUGAUUCUCCCCACCAUGGCUGCGACAAUCGUUACGUGGUUCAUGGCGAAUACGAACGCAUACCAUAUGACAAAGCAUGUCGAUGCGCAGUGGAUACGGCAGGGUUGGCACCGACAGGAGCCUACGUUGUGGAUGGCCUUCAAGUCGCUCUUCAGGGCGCAAACCGAGACUUGGACAACUGGCUGGGACGAGUACGAUGGCACACAAUGGACGCUGCAUUUGUUCUUGGAGGGCGCGUUCUUGGUCUACACAACCAUGCUUGCUACAAUUCUGGUCCGACCAAAAGCACGUUUCAUUGUGUACGGAGUCAUGUACGCCUACUUCUGGCAAGUUGGCAAAGACCUUACAGUUGGCUCGAUCAAAGGCCUCAACAUCGUCACAGGCAUGUUCGUAGCCGAGUUACACAACCACUACAAGGACGCCGCCACUUCUGUCCUACCCGCACCCAUCCCCGCACUUAUGAUAAUCUGUGGCAUGUUCAUGGCGGGAUUCCCUCAAGAUUCGGCCAACAACACACGCUGGUCGCACACAAUGGCGACAAUCAUGCACAGUCUGACAGCCGACAAGACGGAUAUCCGACGAUACUGGGACCACCUCGGCGCUGCCUUCGUCCUCCUCGGAAUCUUCUUCUCGCGAAACGCCCGUAAACUCCUCACAUCACCUGUUUUCAAUUUCCUCGGUCGCGUCAGUUUCCCGGUGUACUUGCUGCACAACACAUUCAUCAAGUCUGUGCUUACCUGGAUGAUCUACCUACCUUCCGCAAUGAACCCGCCCAAGAACGAAAAGGGAGAGCAACAGGACCUCCAACGUGGAUCGACGACACAUAUCCUCAUUGCGAUUGCGGUCUUCUACUACAUCCUUUACCGGAGUGCAGCACUCUGGGUUAAGCACGUUGACCCAAUAUUCGCGACCAUGGUCAACGCAGCCACGAAAUGGGCAUAUGGCGAGCCACAACAGAAGGAAAGCCGCCCGAUACUAGGGAACGGGAACGCCACGACUGACAAGAGCGUCCUCCCUUCAUAA
Alternaria alternata is the source of this 1278-nucleotide messenger RNA. RefSeq lists its product as hypothetical. Gene Ontology annotation, molecular function: acyltransferase activity, transferring groups other than amino-acyl groups. Gene Ontology annotation, biological process: polysaccharide biosynthetic process. Gene Ontology annotation, cellular component: membrane. The record is from RefSeq and is a predicted model, not a curated record. Bases 1 to 1278 code for a protein of 425 amino acids. The transcript is spliced from 2 exons. Lineage: Eukaryota; Fungi; Ascomycota; Dothideomycetes; Pleosporales; Pleosporaceae.